UUGACUCCUCAACCGUCCCCCCGGGCUCCCUGCGUCGGCGGCGUCGCGGGCAGUGAGUUCGCCGGAACCAGGAUUCCCCGGCUCCACCGCAACCACCCCAGGCCCUGUCUCCUGGCGAUGAGGCUCUUGCCAGGGCACCUCUGCAGAGCUUGAGGAAGGAGCAGGGAAGUCUUGGAGAUUCCCUUCACCGCCAGCUGGGAGAAGGCUGGGAGGCCUCAGGGAGUGCCUGGAAGGAGACCUGAUUGCCGCGAAAUUGCGGGCGCCUGCUGGCAGAGGCUUGAACCCAGUGAGAGACGCACAGUUGGGCCUGGGCCCGGCGGCAGGAGGUAACCCGGCGGCAGGAGGUAACCCGGUGCCCGGCCCUCCCCAGCCCGGAGCUCGGGGAGGGGAAGACCAUGGCCGGCCUCUUCAGUCCUCGGCCGCCCCCCAGCGAAGACCUCUUCUACGAGACCUACUACAGCCUAAGCCAGCAGUACCCGCUGCUGCUACUGCUGCUGGUAAUCGUGCUCUGCGCGCUGGUGGCGCUGUUCGCCGUCUCCUGGGCCAGCGGCAGGGAGCUGGCCUCUGACCCGGGCUUCCUGACCACCGUGGUGUGCGCACUGGGCGGCUUCUCGCUGCUGCUGGGGCUGGCUUCCUGCGAGCAGCGACUGCAGCGCUGGACGCGUCCCCUGUCUGGCCUGGUGUGGGCCGCGCUGCUUGCGCUAGGCCACGGCUUCCUAUUCACCGGGGGCGUGGUCAGUGCUUGGGACCAGGUGUCCUUCUUUCUCUUCGUUAUCUUCACGGUGUACGCCAUGUUGCCCCUGGGUAUGCGGGACGCCGCCGCCGCGGGCCUCGUCUCCUCACUCUCUCACCUGCUUGCCCUUGGACUGUACCUUGGGCCCCAGCCAGACUCACGGCCAGCGCUGCUGCCCCAGCUAGUGGCAAAUGCGGUGCUGUUCCUGUGCGGGAACGUGGCUGGAGCGUACCACAAGGCGCUGAUGGAGCGCGCGCUGCGUGCCACGUUCCGGGAGGCGCUCAGCUCCCUACACUCACGCCGGCGGCUGGACACCGAGAAGAAGCACCAGGAACACCUUCUCUUGUCCAUCCUUCCUGCCUACCUGGCCCGAGAGAUGAAGGCAGAGAUCAUGGCCCGGCUGCAGGCUGGACAGGGGUCACGGCCUGAGAGCACCAACAAUUUCCACAGCCUCUAUGUCAAGAGGCACCAGGGAGUCAGCGUGCUGUAUGCGGACAUAGUGGGCUUCACACGACUAGCCAGCGAGUGCUCCCCCAAGGAGCUGGUGCUCAUGCUCAAUGAACUCUUUGGCAAGUUCGACCAGAUUGCCAAGGAGCAUGAGUGCAUGCGGAUCAAGAUUCUGGGAGACUGUUACUACUGUGUCUCUGGGUUGCCCCUCUCCUUGCCAGACCAUGCCAUCAACUGUGUGCGCAUGGGGCUGGACAUGUGCCGGGCCAUCAGGAAACUUCGGGCAGCCACCGGCGUGGACAUCAACAUGCGUGUGGGCGUGCACUCGGGCAGUGUGCUCUGUGGAGUCAUUGGCUUGCAGAAAUGGCAAUAUGAUGUCUGGUCCCAUGAUGUCACCCUGGCCAACCACAUGGAGGCAGGCGGUGUGCCAGGACGAGUGCACAUCACAGGGGCCACCCUGGCCCUGCUGGCAGGGGCUUAUGCUGUGGAGGAUGCAGCCAUGGAACACCGGGACCCAUACCUUCGGGAGCUAGGGGAGCCUACCUACCUGGUCAUCGAUCCCCGGGCUGAGGAGGAUGAGAAGGGCACUGCAGGAGGGUUGUUGUCCUCUCUGGAGGGCCCCAAGAUGCGUCCAUCACUGCUGAUGACCCGCUAUCUGGAGUCCUGGGGUGCAGCCAAGCCUUUUGCUCACCUGAGCCACAUAGACAGCCCUGUAUCCACCUCCACCCCUCUCCCGGAGAAGGCCCUAGCUUCCUUCAGCCCCCAGUGGAGCCUGGACCGGAGCCGUACCCCCCGGGGACUAGAUGAUGAACUAGACACUGGGGAUGCCAAGUUCUUCCAGGUCAUCGAGCAGCUCAACUCUCAGAAACAGUGGAAACAAUCGAAGGAUUUCAACCCACUGACACUGUACUUCAGAAAGAAGGAGAUGGAGAAGGAGUACCGGCUCUCUGCACUCCCCGCCUUCAAAUACUAUGCAGCCUGCACCUUCCUGGUUUUUCUCUCCAAUUUCAUCAUCCAGAUGCUGGUGACAAACAGGCCUCCAGCUCUGGCCAUCACCUAUAGCAUCACCUUCCUCCUCUUCCUCCUCCUCCUCUUUGUCUGCUUCUCAGAGCACCUGACGAGGUGUGUCCUGAAAGGCCCCAAGAUGCUGCACUGGCUGCCUGCACUGUCUGGCCUGGUGGCCACGCGGCCCGGCUUGCGAGUCGCCCUGGGCACCGCCACCAUUCUCCUGGUCUUCGUCAUGGCCAUUACCAGUCUGUUCCUCUUACCAGCAUCAUCCAACUGCCCUUUCCGGGCUGCCAAUGUGUCCGCCAUGGCUUUCAACCUCUCCUGGGAGCUUCCUGGGUCCUUGCCUCUCAUCAGUGUCCCGUACUCCAUGCACUGCUGUGUUCUGGGUUUCCUCUCCUGCUCCCUUUUCCUACACAUGAGCUUCGAAUUGAAGCUGCUCCUGCUCCUGCUGUGGCUGGCAGCCUCCUGCUCCCUCUUCCUGCACUCCCAUGCCUGGCUGUCUGACUGCCUCAUCGCCCGCCUCUAUAUGGGUUCCUUGGACUCCAGGCCAGGGGUGCUGAAGGAGCCCAAACUGAUGGGAGUCAUCUCUUUCUUCAUCUUUUUCUUCACCCUCCUCGUCCUGGCUCGGCAGAAUGAGUAUUACUGCCGCCUGGACUUCCUGUGGAAGAAGAAGCUGAGGCAGGAGAGAGAAGAGACAGAGACAAUGGAGAACCUUACUCGGCUGCUCUUGGAGAAUGUGCUCCCUGCACACGUGGCCCCCCAGUUCAUUGGCCAAAACCGGCGCAAUGAGGACCUCUACCACCAGUCCUAUGAGUGUGUUUGUGUCCUCUUCGCCUCAGUCCCGGACUUCAAGGAGUUUUACUCUGAAUCCAACAUCAACCACGAGGGGCUGGAGUGUCUGCGACUGCUCAACGAGAUAAUUGCUGAUUUUGAUGAGCUGCUCUCCAAGCCCAAGUUCAGUGGGGUAGAGAAAAUCAAAACCAUCGGCAGCACCUACAUGGCAGCCACAGGUUUAAAUGCCACCUCUGGACAGGAUGCACAGCAGGAUGCUGAACGAAGUUGCAGCCACCUUGGCACCAUGGUGGAAUUUGCAGUGGCUCUGGGGUGUAAACUGGAUGUCAUCAACAAGCACUCAUUCAACAACUUCCGCCUGCGUGUGGGGUUGAACCAUGGACCAGUAGUGGCUGGUGUGAUUGGAGCCCAAAAGCCACAAUAUGACAUCUGGGGCAACACAGUGAAUGUGGCCAGCCGCAUGGAGAGUACAGGGGUCCUGGGCAAGAUCCAAGUGACUGAGGAGACAGCCCGGGCCCUGCAAUCCCUGGGCUAUACCUGCUACAGGCGGGGCAUCAUCAAAGUCAAAGGCAAAGGGCAGCUUUGCACAUACUUUCUGAACACAGACUUAACACGCGCUGGACCCCCCUCAGCCACCCUAGGCUAAGACCUUCCACUCCCCUCCUCUCCACUCCUGAGAUCUUCAAUAAAGAGAUUCUGGUGUGUCUGGAGCCAGUUGAUGCCAGAAGCUUCUGGUAGAGCUGGGGAUUGCCUUCUUGUCCCUCAGUAGGACAGCUUCUUCGAGACCAAACUGAGUGUUUCUGCGUGUGAGUGUGCAGGCAUGAGCAUGGGUGAGCCUGAGUGUGUUGGAAGGGGGUGAUUCUGUUUGCAAGCUCAGGAAGAGGGCUGCCUCACCCUGUCUGCCUGCCAGCCAACCUGAUUUCAGUAUUUUGU
Molecule: messenger RNA, 3913 nt
Organism: Loxodonta africana (African savanna elephant)
Lineage: Eukaryota; Metazoa; Chordata; Mammalia; Proboscidea; Elephantidae
Gene: ADCY4
Product: adenylate cyclase 4
Exons: 25
Coding region: 396-3626 (1076 amino acids)
Biological process (GO): intracellular signal transduction; adenylate cyclase-inhibiting G protein-coupled receptor signaling pathway; cAMP biosynthetic process
Cellular component (GO): plasma membrane
Molecular function (GO): adenylate cyclase activity
Source: RefSeq, a predicted model, not a curated record